AUGUUGAUUCCAUUGAUUAUAGUUUUGUCUGUGAUUCGUCAAGCCUCCACUUUGGUCACUUGUUCAAGAUGUGAAACUGGAACUGAAGAAUGCAACUACUCUAGAAGCACAUGCCGUGGUGACUUCUGUUACCAUGCGCAAUAUUAUUAUGGAAGCGAAACGAUGUCAACUAUACAAAAAGGAUGUGUAAUUGGGGAGGUUGCGCCAGAAGGAUGCAGAGUCAAUCACCAUGGAAAUGUGAUUGCGGAUUACUGUAACUCGAAUUUCACAUCAAUUUCUGAAAUAGCAACCACAAUUCUUCCUGUUCAAACUUGCCAACCAGAAAAACUGAACAACAUGCCAAAACCAAGAUGGACAAAGCCAUGUGCAGCAAAUUACUGCACGUACAUUGCUGCAAAGACCCUCAUGGAAGUGGACAAUGCUAACUACACAUGGUCCACUAAAGAUUGUAGUUUGGAGAAUGAAUUCGAUUUUUUCCCAACUCUCACCGUUUUCAAUUUCUAUCCAGGAACAUGCGUUUGGUUGAAUUAUGGUGGUCAACCUGACACACAUGCUUGCUAUGGAUCUGAUUCUCUCGAUUCUACAUUAGUUUUUGAUACAACAACAGCUACCACAGAAUGCCACGUAGAUUAUUUCAAUCCACGACUUCCGUAUACGAAGUCUUCCGGCUCGUGUUUGGGACAGUUCUGUUUCAUCAGUGCAACAUCAAGAGGAGAAGUAUUCAGAGGAUGUGUGAACAGCCAGACAGUUGAGGGUGCCACUCCAUUGAAGAUUGGCUAUACCCGUGCAUACACUGGUCUGGAACAAUGGAUUUGCAGUAAAUCCUACUGUAACGCUGAUUUGAAAUCUGCUGAACUUUCAUGGCCACCAGAGUUAUAUUUAUACAGAAAUAUAUCAAAUCUCCGAGAGUUCAAUGUUUUCUACAUCGACGCCGCUAGCUCGUCAUCGAUUUUUCUUGCCAUUCCCCUCGUUUUUCUGAUUAAUUAUUGCCUUUUCCAUUGA
Molecule: messenger RNA, 1002 nt
Organism: Caenorhabditis briggsae
Lineage: Eukaryota; Metazoa; Nematoda; Chromadorea; Rhabditida; Rhabditidae
Exons: 7
Coding region: 1-1002 (333 amino acids)
Source: RefSeq, a predicted model, not a curated record